UGUGGAUAAGCCUGCAGUAGCAUAACAGCUGCAGCUGGAUUGCGUCAAUUCAGUUGUUUGGUUUUAGUUAACUCAGCUGUUUAAAAUAUUUUGAAACUUAUGUCACCAUAGCACACUCGUACAGUGUCACAAAAGAGCAAUUAUUUAGAAAAACUCCCGCAGCCAUCUGAGCUCGCUCGCUAUCCAGCUGGCUAAGUGAGGGAAAGUUAAGACUCGAUGAUAUGGAGAACUACAAGAAAGCACACACUGUAGAGCAGCCCUGCCACUGUCCGUUCCCCGACCUACCCACUGACACCCCUGAAGUUCGGGUGAAAGAUGGCAGCAAAAUCCGCAACCUGAUGAGGUUUGCUUUAAGCCGAUUUGAGGAGAAGGCAGUUUCGGCAGAACACACAAGCAUCCAAGAAGGUUCAACGGCAACUACUAGUUCAGGUGAGAAGCUGUGCCAGCAGAUCGUGUUCACAGGUGUGGGCCCAAGCGUAGCCAAAGCCAUCACGUGCGUGGAGAUCAUGAAACGGCGUAUACACGGAUUGAAUCAGCAUACCAAGCUGGCCUACCGCACUGUCCAGGAAGUCUGGGAGCCUCUGGAGCCUGAGGCAGGGUUGGACAGUCUCACCGUCAACAGAAAUGUGCCAUGUUUAUGGGUACUGCUCUCCAGAGACUCCCUUGACAAGAACCAGCCAGGCUACCAAGCACCAGGUUCAUUUGAUGCCUUGUGGGCACAGGAUAUUAAAGAGGAAGCUGCAGGCCAAAAACAUGGACAUAGGAGGAAGAGAGAAGGUACAGGAGCUGGAAGGGGAGAAGGUACUGGCAGAGGAAAGGGCCCUCGUAAACACUCAGGGCCGGGACGACGUGGAGAGGCACGUAAACCUCUAGGUCAUCCAGGGGGUGGGCAGAAUUGAAUGUUCCUCAGGACCUUCCUUCCUAAUUGGUUAAUGGCUCAUUGUGACUGACUGUCAGAUUCUCAUUUGGAAAUGACUUGGGGUGGAAUAUAAUGAUAUUUAAUGCCAUUGCUGACAAAUCAUUUCAUAAGCAGGCAUGCAUGUAUGCGACCACACUUGUGGAUGUCUGUCAUUUAUAAAAGGCACCAAAAUGAAUGCCUAAAGUAAUACUUCACCCAGAAAUAAUUCUCUUGUCAUUUACUCACCCUCCUGCCGUCUUAAACUCCAUAAAGUUUUGUCUAUACAAUGCAAGUCAGUGGGGUCCUAAACUUUCAAGCUCCAAAUAGGACAUAAAGGCAGCAUGAGAUUAAUCAAAGUCUUUCUAGCAAGUCAGUACACUAUUGGCCAUCUUUGGAACGUUCCCAGGAGGCUAUUUACAGUCAUGACAGUGCAGCUCCUAUCUACUUGAAUGGGGAAAGACAGAAAUCUCCAAAAUGGUUGGUCAAGAUUCCGAUCAUAGAACAUAUUUCAAAUCAGCAAUAAAAUUUGACAAUACUGGUAUCAUACAUUGUGAUCUUUUAACUCAGGUUACGCUUAAAAAAUGCAAUUUUCCCAGCUUGUAUAGCUAAUGCGCAUGUGCGUUCUAGAGUUGAUUGACAGGUCAUGUCUGUCUCUAAAAGGUGAUUGGCUCUUUUAACUGUAUUCCGGGACGUCCUUUCAUAAUCCACUGACUGUUGGGUGCUCCGAGCUCUUUGGUUGAGCUUUCCAAUUUCUCCCAUUCAUUUUAUAAGAAGUGGCCUAUCUCUGCGAAAUAAUCUCUGGAUUAAUCCAUACUACUCGAGCGGUUUAAACCAUGUCUUCUUCUGAAGUGAUACAAUAAUUUAGUGCAAAAACAAAGCAAAAAUUCAGUCCUUGUGUGCCAAAAACCUUCACUUCUGCCUAGCUCUCAUAUGCACAUUCAUAAGAGAAGCUCAUUCACUGGUGCUUGAAUCAUACGCACUUGCAUAUUCACGUAAGAACUGACACGGUGCAAUACAGCCAGAUGUUUUGGUGUGAACAUGACGGCACACAUGUUUUGGCUUGCUUUGUAUGGACAAAAAGAGCUGAAAUAUUGUUUAAAAAAAAAAAUUAUGUUCUGCAGAAUAAAAAAGUAAUACAAAUUUGUGACUUACUUGGUCUUUUGAACUUUUGGAGAACUAUUUAUUUAAAGGGGUAAGUAAUGUUAUUAAACAUCUGUGUAGAUAAAUAACUAAGUAAUGGCCCCUUAGAUUGGCUUCGUACUCCAAUGUUGAAAGUUUACGU
Xyrauchen texanus (razorback sucker) is the source of this 2180-nucleotide messenger RNA. RefSeq names its product ribonuclease P protein subunit p25-like protein. The record is from RefSeq and is a predicted model, not a curated record. Gene Ontology annotation, molecular function: RNA binding. NCBI's taxonomy places the organism in Eukaryota, Metazoa, Chordata, Actinopteri, Cypriniformes, Catostomidae. Bases 222 to 899 code for a protein of 225 amino acids. The transcript has 2 exons. Gene Ontology annotation, biological process: tRNA 5'-leader removal. Gene Ontology annotation, cellular component: ribonuclease MRP complex.